Molecule: messenger RNA, 828 nt
Organism: Aspergillus tanneri
Lineage: Eukaryota; Fungi; Ascomycota; Eurotiomycetes; Eurotiales; Aspergillaceae
Exons: 1
Coding region: 1-828 (275 amino acids)
Source: RefSeq, a predicted model, not a curated record
AUGAACACAACAAGUAUUCUUAGCCCCAUCUACAACCAACUCAGACACCCCACCCUCCGUCGCUUCCGCAGCGGCGCUCGGCAUUUCUACCCGUUCCGAACCACAACGAGUGCCUCGCAGAUCCCCGACAAAGACCGGCCCAUGCAGCCAUCAAAACGGGACCCCACGAUGGAAACAACCUACAACACCGCCGACGAACUGGAACGGCUCCUCCAAAAGGACGGAUUCAAAACCUGGGGCUUCGUGAUUUAUCGCUGCACAUAUCAAAGCGGCUCUGACUGGGAAAAGUUCAUGAAUUUCUUUCUCUACCGUAUCACCGAAAAGUUUGAAUUCUACAACGGUCUGGAUCUCUUAGACAGUUUCGCCCCUAUAGUUUUCGAAGACCAAUCUUUUGACGGCGCGAACACCACUCUUCUACGCAAGCAUUUCCAAGAGUGGGCUGCUACGGCGCCACAAGAGGAGCAGGGCGUUGAUCAUGCUCGCUUCGCACAGUCGGGCCGUUAUCGGUUCUUUGUUAUGGUGGGCCAGGAAGCUUUAGAGUCGGUACUAGGCGCGCCUGAUCCGGAUGACUGUAACAAAACUGGAUUUGUGCGCCUGGUCAAUGGGGUUUGGAAGCCGGAGGAACUGGACGAGGAUGAAUUGGCGGAGCGUGGGAGAUCUGCCCAGUCGCAAGAGUAUGAGCCUUUGGAGGGAUGUGCUUUGGAGGAUGUCGGCUGGAUGAAAGUGCUUUAUGAUGACGCAGAGGCGUGGGGGUUCCUGCACAUCCGUGAUAGCAUAGACUGGUCGACAUAUUACCAGCGUCCUCCGGUGAUUCAGAGCAACUUGUAA